GCUUGCUCUCGUCAGGAAGCGGACCACAACAGACAGAAAUAUCGUCUGACGGAGGCGACAAGUCGGCAUCGAUCCCGCUUUUCCCGCUAAAACGAACAGAGAAUUUUACUCAGGGAUAAAAGAACCAAUCAGACGAGCCUGCAGGGGUCAGAGGUCGACAAAUCCAAGAUGGUGGAGGUGGAGACGUCGACCUUCGAGGCGCGGAACCUGUUCAAGGACUCCUUCAAGAUCCUGCGGCAGCUGUAUGAGGACGAGGAGCUGUGUGACACCAUGCUCAAGGUUGGAGAGAAGGGGAUCCACUGCCACAGAGUUGUCCUGGCGGCCUGCUCACCCUACUUCUUCUCCAUGUUCACAUCAGGCAUGGGGGAAUGUUAUCAGGACACGGUGACCAUCAAGGACAUAGACAGCUACGCGCUGGAGCAGAUCGUGCGGUUUGCGUACACCUCGAAGGUUGUCAUGACGACAGAAAACGUGCAGUCUCUGCUGUACGCAGCCUGUCUGCUGCAGGUGGAGGUUCUGGCCAAGGCCUGCUGCGACUUCAUGAAGGCCCACCUGCACCCAGCUAACUGCCUGGGGAUCCGCAUGUUUGCAGAGCAGCACAACCGCAUGGAACUGAUGAAGUGUGCCGACAAACACUCCUGCGAUAACUUCUUAGACGUUAUACAACACGACGAGUUCCUACAGGUGAGUGCGAGCCACCUGACUGCCAUGAUCAGCUCCUCAGACCUGAACGUGGAUGCGGAGGAGCAGGUGUACGAGGCCGUCAUGAAGUGGGUGAAACACGACAUCGCCACGAGGAAACAGCACGUUUCUGAUAUCUUCAGACAUGUGCGUUUCCCGAUGCUGCAGCCUUCGUUCCUGAUGAGCGCUGUGGAGCAGGAGGAGAUGCUGAGGAAGGACCACUCCUGCCGGGACCUCAUCGACGAGGCCAAGAACUACCACCUCUCCCAGGCCAGCAAGGUGAUGGGGCUGAAAUACUCCAUAAGGACACAGCCUAGGAAGAGCUGUGCAGGUGUGCUGUUCAGUGUAGGGGGGAGGGGGGCGUCAGGCGACCCCUUCAAGAGCAUCGAGGCGUACGACCUUCGUAACGACCGGUGGUUCCAGAUUCCGGAGAUGAGCACGAGAAGAAGACACGUAGGGGUCACAUCGACCUUGGGUAAGCUGUAUGCUAUGGGCGGCCAUGACGGAAGCGACCACCUCAACACUGUGGAGAUGUACGACCCCCACAUCAACAAGUGGACCAUUCUGUCACCCAUGGCAACCAAAAGGAGAGGCAUCGCAGUGGCGAGCCUGGGAGGUCCCAUUUACGCGGUGGGGGGGCUGGACGACAGUGCGUGUUUCCACACGGUCGAGCGGUACGACAUCGAGUCCGACACGUGGAACUUCGUGGCAGCGAUGAACACACCACGCGGUGGGGUAGGGGUGGCACCACUGCAGGGCUACCUGUAUGCGAUCGGUGGGAAUGACGGAGUGGCGUCGCUGAACAGCUGUGAGCGUUACGACCCGCACCUGAACAAGUGGGUGGAGAUAUCGCCCAUGAUCAAGCGGAGGGCCGGGGCAGGGCUGGCCGUGCUCAACGGCUUUCUGUAUGCUGUCGGUGGAUUUGACGACAACGCUCCACUUGACUCGGUGGAGCGUUUUGACCCGUCUAAGAACGAGUGGGAGAUGGUGGGCAGCAUGUCGUGUUGCCGAGGCGGGGUUGGGGUGUCCGCGCUCGGAGGGAAGGUGUACGCCGUCGGCGGCCAUGACGGCGGCUCCUACCUCAACUCGGUGGAGGCUUACGACCCAAUCCUGGACAAGUGGGGAGAGGUGAACAGCAUAGGGAUCUGUCGAGCCGGGGCGGGGGUGGCCACGUGUGACUGCACCGUGACGGAACUAAAGGACAUCGGACAGAUCAGCGUGGUCAGCUGUGUUUAGACAUUCUGUUCGUUCGUUCGUUUGUUGGUUCCUUGGUUGGUUGGUUUGUUAGACAUCCAGGAAGAGCAUUAUGUAAUAGAAAAUUAAUGAAGCAACUGGACAAAAUAUCAUAUGUAACAGUUUCAGGUAUCAUCUACUAUCUUUCAUUAGUGACAGAAAAAGAGCAUGAAGAUAAGUUUGUUGGUUGGUUGGUUGGAUUGUUCAACUGUUAAACCUUAAAACACACCUGGUUCUGUAUGUUAAGUACAAGCUGGCAUAAGAUCAGACUGGCAGGUUGGGAUAUGCAGUCCUCAGCGUUUCUGUCUUGAAUGGAAAAGUACUGUGAAUACUUGGACUAUUUUCAGUAUUUUCCAUUAUUGCAGUUUUUGCAGUCACUUUGUGGCAAAGUCAUCAAAGUAGCAAUCUCAUCGAAGUUGCAAACAAACACUGGCAUUUUCGUACUAGUUUGCUAACUUCAUCGUGCUGCUACAUUUUGGUGUGGCAAACUGGAGCAAACUUACGUCCCAAGCAUGUAGCAGACAGUGUUGAAUACAGAUACAACCUAACUUUGACCAGAAUUUAUACAGAACAAACUGUCUAAGACUGACACAGGGAAUGAAUGAAUGUAUUUGUGGAUCUGUCUCACAAACAAAGCUGACCUGGACAAAGUGUCCAAAGUCACAUAGGAUGGUUGAUGUUCAUAUUUGCAAUAGCGUUGGUAUAAAAUCAUGGCAGACAGUUUGACAAAGCUGUCCAAAUUAACAAAUUACAAGUUAUGUUGUCAUUUGUGUGUGAAUAUCAAGCUCAUGACUUACAUGUAGCAAAAAUAGUAACUAAAGGUAUAUGACAGUAAUUCAAAGGUGAUGAAAUGCAUUUCCUUAUGAUGGAUUAUCUAUGAUAUCAGAAUUAUUACAAAUGAGAAAAAAGCUCUGCAUGCUGGCUUUUUAUGUACAAAGUUGACACUAAGAUUACGAGAAAAAAAAUGAAGACAAAAUUAAAUCUAUAGUAUAUAUAUCUAUGUGCCAUGUAACAAAAUUUUGUAUAUGGGAGUUGCUGUAAUUAUGUUGUUUAUUUUCAACCAGGGUACAAGUAUUAUGAUUUUAUAUGUUUGCAAAUAUGUUGUCAGGGUACCCAGAGAAGUUUCAGGGGUUUUUUUUUUUGUUUUUUUUUCUUUUACCUUCAAGUCUUGCAAGCUGCACAAAUUGUACUCCAAUGCAUUGGGUACAAUUAAGAUGUGGCCCAAGAGAAUCAAAGGAAAAACUGUAUUUAUGUCCUGCCUCUGAAAUGUUGUCAAUACUUUGUGUAUGAUAUACAUGUAAUAGGAUAUGUAGUAUUACUACAAUACCUAUUAUAGAGUACACAUAUUUAUAUACACUCUGCACACUGUUGUAGCAGGUUUAUUUAUCUAAACUAUGCUGCUGUAUUGUAUUAACGUUAAGGUAUGCUGUGACAAGGCGAUAUACAGGAAAGUAAUAUCACAUUUCUCAUUACAUAGGUGAUAUGAAUUUUGCAGAAGACUGCAGUUGGAUGGUCAAAAAGUUGAUGCGCAAACUUUUUGUGUUGGAACGAAGUUUAAGCUCUUCACUAUGUUAUACGUGUAACUUGCAAUUUUCAUGUCGGUUGUGAUCCUGAUGUUGUCAUUGCAAACAAUCAGUAUUGAUAUAAAUAUUGACAAAUGUUAGACUAAACUACUAGGAGAAAGUAUACUCCACCUUAAUAGCAAGUACCAUGGCAUUAAAAGAGUUUUCGUUUUUAA
Messenger RNA from Branchiostoma belcheri (Belcher's lancelet), 3652 nucleotides. Its product is annotated as kelch-like protein 8. Gene Ontology annotation, molecular function: protein binding. The transcript is spliced from 13 exons. Lineage: Eukaryota; Metazoa; Chordata; Leptocardii; Amphioxiformes; Branchiostomatidae. The coding region runs from base 169 to 1917 and encodes 582 amino acids. The record is from RefSeq and is a predicted model, not a curated record.